Molecule: messenger RNA, 3984 nt
Organism: Miscanthus lutarioriparius
Lineage: Eukaryota; Viridiplantae; Streptophyta; Magnoliopsida; Poales; Poaceae
Source: the annotation of a GenBank genome assembly
AUGUUCAAGCUUCACCGCCACCGCUCCUCCGACCGCGUCGGCGAGCGCUUCGACUUCAGAUUCUCUAACUUCCGCGCCGUCCAGGUCCCCGCGGUAUCAGACAGGCUCUUCCUAUCCAUAGUUUCAGUCGACAAUGGAAAAACAAUUGCAAAGUCCAGUAAAGUAGCUUCUCGGAGUGGAAUAUGCCAGUGGCCUGACACCAUCUUGGAACCCAUAUGGUUCUCCAAGGACGAAGUCUCCAAAGAAUUUGAAGAAUGCCAGUACAAGAUUAUUGUCUCCCUGGGAUCGACAAAAUCUGGCAUUCUUGGGGAGAUUUUUCUAAAUCUGUCUAAUUUUCUGAAUAUAGUCGAUCCAACCGCAAUCUCUUUGCCACUGAAGAGAUGCAACUCUGGAACAGUUUUACAGCUUAAGGUUCAAUGUCUUGGCACAAAAUCUAAGCUGAGUGGUGUCAGAUCAUUGAGGGAUAUGGCUCCCCGUCACGAUGACCGUAGUCCAACGCCAACCAAUGAUGAGAUGGACAACAGGUCAGAUUGCUCCGAUGGUAUGUUCAACAAGGGUGUUCGUUCUUCAUCCGAAAAUCAUCUGGGUGGAACUUAUCAAGAUGAAUCUGGAAACAGGGAAACAAGUUUCUCUGCAUCAGGGUCCCAUCGGAGUUCUAAUUCUGGAGAUAGUACUGCAGAUAGAACAAACUUCUCUCCUAGAGACAACUCUAAUGGAGGACUUUAUGUGGGAAGGCAGGAUUCUGCUAGUUCCUAUGCUAGUUAUGGGCAUCUGACUCAUCUAAAGAUCUCCUUGAAGCUGCUGAAGAAACAAUUGAGGAGCUCCGUGAUGAGGCAAAAAUGUGGGAACGCCACUCUCGCUAAGUUGAAGGCUGAUCUAGAGAUGCUGAAAAAGGAGUGUUCUGAAAAAUCAAAGCAACAGGCUGAGCUAGCAGUUGAGCUGUCUGCUGCACAAGCUGAACGGGAUUCAUAUAGGCAUGAAAUAGAAGAAUUGAAAUCAUCCUUACAAGAUGUAAACACACGGCAAAUAAUUACAGGAACACCAAAACGUUCAGACUGGAUAGACCUGCAGAAGGAACUUGAAGGUGAGGUUAAGUUUCUUAAAGAAUCGAAUACGGACUUAACCAUACAACUAAACAGGACUCAAGAGUCAAAUAUAGAGCUUCUUUCCAUUCUUCAGGAACUGGAGGAAACCAUUGAAGAACAGAGAGUUGAAAUAUCUAAGAUUUCGAAGGUCAAGCAGACUGCUGAUCCUGAGAAUGGGCUGUUAGUAAAAGAAGACAAAGAGUGGGCUAAGAAACUGUCAAUGAAAGAGGAUGAAAUCACAAUUCUGAGGGAGAAAUUGGAUCGUGCUCUCAACAUUGGAAAUGCAGGUGGUGCAGGUUCCAAUGCCAUUUAUCUUGAAUUGGAGAAAGAAAAUGAAAUUUUAAGGGCUAAAAUACAAGAGCUUGAGAAGGACUGCUCUGAACUAACAGAUGAAAAUUUGGAGCUUAUAUAUAAGCUGAAAGAAAAUGGUCUGACAAAAGGUCAGGUUCCUCGUAUUUCAAACAACAAUGAGCUGCAAUUCGAAGAGCUUACAUCCCGGAUUCAUCAACUGGAGGAGGAACUUAGGAAUAAGGAAAUGUUAAGAGAUGACAGUUUUUCUGAGUCAUCAAUGUCUAAUGCAGAUGAGUUACAGAGAAAAUGUGCUGACCUUGAGCUGAAGCUGCUAAAUUUUAGGUCUCAAACCUGUGAGCUAGAAGAAAAGUUCCGAAAAAGCCAAGAGGAGCUGAAACAAAGCAAUCUCGAGUUAUCUGAGCUGAGAAGAAAGAUAAACGGUUUACAUUCUACUGAACUGGGAGUUUGUGAAUCUGGUGUGACAUGGAAGUACCAAUCGAGAAUAGCAGAUCUAGAGGAUACUGAACAACCUGAGACAGAUACACUAAAGGCUAGGUUUGAAUUGCAACUGCAGGAAAAUGAUGACCUUCGGCGUUCCAAGGUUGAGAUGGAAAAUUUUAUUUCUGAGAUUCAGGCAGAGAAGAGUCAGCUUGAGGAACGCCUGUCCGCAUCGCUUAAAGAAAGCAGCAUCACAUCUAAAUGCUUGGAUGAAGUGCGGAAAGAUAUACUUGUGCUUUCCAGCAGUAUAGAUUCCCAUGUUUCAACCAAUAAGCUUCUUGAGAGGAACAUAGUUGAGCUAGAGAGCUGCAAAGCUGAACUAGAGUUGCAUGUAUCGGAGCUGGAACAGGAAAACAUAGAGUUGUCAGAACGGAUAUCUGGACUGGAAGCACAAUUGACUUACCUGACAAAUGAAAAGGAGUCAAGUGAGCUGCAGAUGCAUGACUCCAGAUCUCUCAUCAUCAAUCUCAAAGAUAAAGUAGAGCGUCAGCAAUCAGAGAUGGAAACUCAAAGGCUCGAGUUUAAGCAGAAACAACAAGAAUCUCAAAGAAGAUUGUCAGAAGCACAAGAUGAUUCUGAAGUUCUGAGAAGAUCUAAUUCUAAACUACAAUCUACGGUUGAGAGCCUUAUUGAAGAGUGCAGUUCUCUUCAGAAUCUAACUGCUGAUCUGAAAAAGCAGAAGUUGGAAUUACACGGUCAUCUUACGCAAAAAGAGCAGGAACUGGACGAGUCGAAAAAAAGGAACUUUGAGUUUAGCAAAACAGUGGAGUUCCUUGAGGCAAAGCUUUCGUCACUACAGAAGGACAUUUCUUCUAAAGAGCAAUCUUUAUUGUCAGAAUUGGAGAGUAUAUUCCAGGAGCACAUGGAACAAGAAGAAAGAAUUAAUCGCGCGCAUUUCAUGCUCAAUAAGAUUGAGAAAGAAAAGACUCUUGAAGUAGAGAAUCUCGAGAGGGAGGUCGUCAGCCUCACUGCACAGGUCUCCUCCACGCAUGAGGAGCGAGAAAGUGCCACUCUGGAUGCUAUUCGAGAGGUAUCUGUCCUGCGAGCAGACAAUGCUAAACUUGAGGCUAAUCUCCAAGACGUUAGUGCACAAUUGAGACACUACGAAUCUCAAUUGGAAGACCUUCGUAAGGAGUCUAAAAAUAAGAUUAAAGGAUUGGUUGAUUCCCUUAAUGCCUCCAAACAAAGCGAGGAAAUGUUGACAUCAGAUGCUGAACAUAUGAAAAAGUUGAUGGAAGCUGCUAAAUCCAAUGAAGAUGCGUUAAGGAAGACUUCUAAUGAACUAGAACUGAAGCUUAAAUCCAGUGAUUAUGAGAAACAACAAAUGCUGGAAGAAAUAUCUGGCCUGAAACUUCAGGUUCAGAAAAUAAUGAAUCUUCAAGAUGAGGUUUUCAAACUUCAGAGUUCUCUUGAUGAGGCCAAGUUUGAAAAAGGGAAACUGGAGGAGUUUCUGCGCUCGGUGACUGAGGAAUGUGAAGAACUCAAAGCACAGAAGGCUAUGCUAACAGAUAAAGUUUCUGAUAUGCAGGAGACUUUGAGAAAUGGUGAAGAAGAAAAGCGAAACAAAAUAGCUAUGCAGGCAAAGCUCGUGAGGUUGGAGAGUGAUCUAUCAGCAUCAGAAGCAUCACAUGUACAUGAAGCAGAAUUAAAGAACGAACUCAGUAGGAUCAAGAGAUCAAACAGUGAGUACCAGAGGAAGAUACAAUCUCUCGAGCAGGAAAAUGAGGAUCUCACCAGGAGAGUUCAAAUUAUGGAAAAGGGUUUUGAGCAAAUGUCCCACGUUAAAGAGAACCUUGGAAAGCAGGAGAUUGGAGGAGAUAACCAGGCAGCCAUUCAGUCAAAAAUUCAGUUACUGGAAACUAAGCUCGCAGAGGCAUUGGAGGAAAAUAAGAUGUACAGAGCUCAACAGAAGAGUCCGAUGCCUGAGGGGCAAUCUGCUGAUGGAGAUGGCAAGGAGGGUAAUACCGACAGGAUUUUGCAGUUGGAAGGAGAACUAAGAGAUAUGAAGGAACGAUUACUCAACAUGAGCUUGCAGUAUGCAGAGGUAGAGGCUCAGAGGGAACGAUUAGUGAUGGAGCUUAAAGCUAUCAAGAAAGGCAGGUGGUUUUAG